AGUGCGGGACGACCAAACCACCUCUAAUGGAAGUACAGAGAAACAUCGCUCCCCGACAGACAAACAGCAGCAGCAUGUGUGAAUCGACGCAGAGGUCGAGCGAACCUCGGCGAAAGAGAAUGGAUGAGCGCAGUGCGCCCUCGGAGAUGGCCAGGAUCAUCACUGACCCGGCCACGGGGAAGUGCUACUGCCGUGGAAAAGUUUUGGGAAAGGGAGGGUUUGCCAAAUGCUACGAGUUGACCGACCUCUCCACCAGCAAAGUUUACGCAGCCAAAAUCAUCCCGCAUGCACGCGUCUCCAAGCCUCACCAACGAGAGAAGAUUGACCGAGAAAUUGAGCUGCACAGAGCACUGCACCACAAGCACAUUGUGCACUUUUAUCACCAUUUUGAAGACAAGGAGAACAUCUACAUCCUGUUGGAAUACUGCAGUAGAAAAUCAUUGGCCCACAUCCUAAAGGCUCGCAAGGUGCUCACUGAGCCAGAGGUGCGUUAUUAUCUAAGACAGAUUGUAUCUGGACUGAAGUACCUGCAUGAACAAGAGAUCCUUCACAGAGACCUGAAACUAGGUAACUUCUUUGUGAGUGAGUCGAUGGAGCUGAAGGUCGGCGACUUUGGUCUGGCUGCCAAGUUGGAGCCAGCGGGAAACAGGAGGAAGACGAUCUGUGGAACUCCCAAUUACCUGUCCCCCGAGGUGCUCAACAAGCAGGGCCACGGCUGUGAAUCAGACAUCUGGGCCCUAGGCUGUGUAAUGUACACCAUGCUGUUGGGCCGACCGCCAUUUGAAACCACCAACCUGAAGGAGACGUACAGGUGUAUCAGAGAGGCGCGGUACUCCCUGCCCUCCUCCCUGUCGCCACAGUCAAAGCAGCUAAUCACCAGCCUGCUGGCCAAGAUCCCGGAGGAACGACCCAACCUGGACCACAUUCUGAGGCACGACUUCUUCACACAGGGCUUCAGUCCAGAGCGUCUGCCGGCGAGCUGUUGCCAUUCAGCACCAGAUUUCCAAGUCUCAAGUCCCGCCAAGAGCUUCUUCAAGAAAGCUGCCGCUGCACUCUUUGGGGGCAAGAGAGACAAGGUCAAAUACUACGAGACUCUGAAUAAGUUAACCAAAGAGGAAGAGGAGAUCUACAAACUGCAGCACGACCUGGAGAGAACUGUCAUCAGCCAACAGCAGAGCAAAGAGAUUUCUGAGAAUGGAAGUCUACUUCCGCCAUCUGCCGAGAGCCCUGUUGGCCCGGCAACGGAGAGCCAGUCCCCGACGAGGCGAGACACCAUCCGUCUCAUCGUCAGGGGGAGUCUGGGGAGUUGCAGCAGCAGCAGUGAAUGCCUGGAAGACAGCACGACAGGGAGUGUGGCUGAGACCGUUGCAAGUGUGUUGAGGGGAUGUCUGGAGAGCAUGCCUAAAGCCGACGACAUUCCUCAGGGCUCAAACAGCUGCGGUCUUCAAUGGGUGACUAAAUGGGUGGACUACUCCAACAAGUAUGGCUUUGGCUACCAAUUGUCUGAUUACACCGUGGGAGUUCUCUUCAACAACGGCACUCACAUGAGCCUCCUGCCAGACCGAAAGACCAUCCAUUACUAUGCAGAGUUGGGCCAGCGCUCUGUCUUCCCCACUUGCGAGGUUCCUGAACACUUUGUGAGCCAGGUGACUGUGCUCAAGUACUUUUCCCACUACAUGGAGGAGAACCUCAUGGAUGGCGGGGACCUUGGUAGCAUGACGGAUGCACACAUGCCCAGACUCUACCUGCUGCAGUGGCUCAAGUCCGACCGCGCCCUCAUGAUGCUCUUUAACGACGGCACUUUCCAGAUCAACUUUUACCACGACCACACCAAGAUCAUCCUGUGUUGCCAGAGGGAUGAGUACAUGCUGACAUACAUCAACGAGGACCGCGUCUCCAAAACCUUCAAACUCAGCUCCCUGCUGACGUCCGGAUGCCCCACCGACCUGCGUGAACGCAUGGUGUACUCCCUCAACAUGCUUCUGCAGAGGUGCAGCUAAACCUCCGAUAAUACGCAUUGGACGGCAUUACACAAGAACAAUCUACGCAUUGUGCUACUGCAGCGCUGCAGCGGGACCAGCAUUGUGUGGGAAGGACAAGUCUGAGGAAGGACCUGUGCAAAGUUAAUUAACAUUCCUACACAUGACUCAGAGGUGCAGGUGACAAAGAAGAAAUAACACGCAGAGACUCCAUGAAAUGUAGCACCAUGACAGUGGAUGGCAAAGGGCUGAUUUGUAUGUUGAUUGUUGGAGGAGAGAAAAGACAGAGCAUGUUGGAGCGAGUAUGUCGGUACGAAUGUGAACCCUCAGCUGUUUGAGGGGAAAAAAGGGAUGUUUGGGAAGCAAAGACAAACGCUGGGCUGGCACCAGCUUAAAACAUGUUGUGUAUAUUGAUGCGGUUUUAUAGAGUUGCUCUGAAUGCCACCAGAGUUAGACUGUGGAAUAUUGUAAAUGAUGUACAGUGUUUGUUACAGCUAACUCAGCAAUGCAGACAAUUGAUUUGCUAAUCCGUGUGAAUGCUAGAGUUUGGCUGUUUAUACGUGUCAGUGUGUGUGUGUGUGUGUGUGUGUGUGAGAGAGUGUGGGGGGGUGUAACAUCACACUAACUCUUAAAACUGUGAUUUGUUCUCCUUAAUGACGGAUGGACUCGACACAGUGGGAUGAUGAGAGGGAGAGAAUUGCUUCUUUUUUUAUUAAAAUCAGUACCAUGGAUUCUCUAAGUAUCCAUUAAGAGCCAUUAUCACCAUGGUAGAAAAUUUCCUAAAUAACUUAUUGUGUAAAAAACAAAAAAAAAGGUGCAGUAUUUAUUUAUUUAAUAAUAAAGAGCAUUUUCUAAAAACAAAA
This is a messenger RNA of Cyclopterus lumpus (lumpfish), 2842 nucleotides long. It is a transcript of the gene plk2b, whose product is annotated as polo-like kinase 2b (Drosophila). Gene Ontology annotation, biological process: protein phosphorylation; regulation of cytokinesis; mitotic cell cycle. Gene Ontology annotation, cellular component: spindle pole; nucleus; cytoplasm. The transcript has 14 exons. NCBI's taxonomy places the organism in Eukaryota, Metazoa, Chordata, Actinopteri, Perciformes, Cyclopteridae. Gene Ontology annotation, molecular function: protein binding; ATP binding; protein serine/threonine kinase activity. The coding region runs from base 27 to 2000 and encodes 657 amino acids. The record is from RefSeq and is a predicted model, not a curated record.